ACUUGGGAACUGAGACAGCACUUGUGCACGCCUUCAACUGCAGAGAGAGACGCUGGAACCAAUAGAAUUUACCUUCACACCGCCCUAUGGUCCCAAAUAACCAAUCAUCUACCGGUUUACUGGAAUCUGGGGACUGAUGAGCCAAUCAAAGCGCUCUUCUCCAAAACACCACUGCUUCAACUUCCUAGCGGGAAGCAGCUAUCGGAGGUUAUCCCCAGGCAGCAGGAAUUGAGGAUACGGUAGAAGCUGAAGAAUGAGGCUGUCCCGAGCUGAGUAUAAAGAGAUAGUGAGGUGGACUGAAAAGCUGAGACCUACACGGCAAUGCAUGAAGAUGCUGAAAGACAGAUUCCCUUAUCACUCGCAGUCCACUCUUCUGAGCAUCUUCUCCCUGGAGUACCAGAAACGGACUAAAAGGACAAUCUCAAGGCACCAUGUGCCAGAUGUUAUGGAACGAUACUACCAAAGGUAUCUGAGUGAAACCAAGGCUCGCCCCACUGUUCCUGUCAUGUUGGAGUUGGCAAAUGAGGUGGAUCUGUCUCCUGCUCUGAUGGGUCGUAUUAUCCUGGAACGGUUCCUUAAGGACAUGGACGGCGGCAUGCCUUCCAAAACCGUCCUCAACAGCAUGCUGAAGGAGCCAUCAAUAAUUCCAGACCAAAUACUGGCAAAUCAUAUCUACCAAUGCACAAUAAAUGACUGCUGUUAUGGACCGCUGGUAGACUGCAUCAAACACGCUGUUGGCCAAGAGCAUGAGGUGCUGCUCCGUGACAAGCUGAUGGAAAGAAACCUUUCUUUUCUUGAUGAAAACCAGCUGAGAACUAUGGGCUACGACAAAACACCCGAUAUCAUCCUAGAGGUUCCUAUUGCUGUGGAAGGACACAUCAUACAUUGGAUUGAGAGCAAAGCUUCUUUUGGAGAUGAUCACAGCCAUCGUACCUACCUCAAUGAGCAGUUCUGGAGCUACUGGAACAGGUUUGGCCCAGGCCUUGUGAUCUACUGGUAUGGUUUCAUAGAAGAGCUGGACUGCCAAAGGGACAGAGGUAUCCUGCUUAAAGACUGUUUCCCUACAGACAUCGUUACACUCUGUCACGUCACCCAGCAGGAGCAAACGCCUGAAAGCCAGAAAAAGGACACGGAGUGAGAGACGUUCAGUAAUGGAGAGGAAAAACCAAAAUAAUUACAGACGUGGUGUUGAAAGGGGCAAAAGAUGCAGAACAGUGAGGAGGUGGGAAGGGCUGGAACACUGAACUAUGCAGGGCAGGAUUCCUACUGUAGAUCCGGAAGCAAUUAGGCUUUCCUGCAGUGUGAUGCAGCUGGCAAGAAUCUGCCCUGAACUCCACGUGACCCCCUUUCUCCAUCGGUAUCGGUCUUUCUUCCUCCCAUUCAUUGCGCCAACACAACCUCAUGUAGACACACAACAGCGUUCUGGAUAUCUGACGGUGCACAGCCAGAUUCUGCUUGCGGUCGACACCUGGCCCUUGGAUGGCCUCUCGCAGUGGAUGGCCAGGGCGGAGGCAGGACACAAGACCCUCUCUUAUCGCACCCAAAGCCCUGGCCUUUGUCACUCCUUCCGUCUCCGUUCCACUGGGUAGAUAAGGGAGGUGCGUUCAAGGGGCUGGGUGGGUGCCUGUCUUUCACCUGCGUCACUCGGUGCCCUCUCAGUCACUCUGCAGGGGGGUAAACAGGAUCAUUUCUGAUUAAGGUUGCCCUCGCGAUGACCCUCUUACAUGUUUAUUUCUGUACAUUGUUUUAAAGCUACUUUGUCUACAGUUGGCAUUCAUUUAGUGACCAAUUCAAUUACUGCAACUAAUAUUAUUGUAAUCUGAGGGCCUUUUUCCAAACUGAUUUUACUAAGAUUUCUUAUAGUUUCAUGAAAUUACACAGUUAAUUAUUUCAUACAUACUGUUUGAGCUUGAGCUAUUAAAUAAAUGUAUAAUAUGAAUAACCUUUUGUUUUUAAUCAAUUGAAUAAAAACUAUGUUUGUAAAAUGUCAA
Girardinichthys multiradiatus is the source of this 1991-nucleotide messenger RNA. It is a transcript of the gene cdin1, whose product is annotated as CDAN1 interacting nuclease 1. Gene Ontology annotation, cellular component: nucleus; cytoplasm. Bases 254 to 1138 code for a protein of 294 amino acids. The transcript has 12 exons. NCBI's taxonomy places the organism in Eukaryota, Metazoa, Chordata, Actinopteri, Cyprinodontiformes, Goodeidae. The record is from RefSeq and is a predicted model, not a curated record. Gene Ontology annotation, biological process: erythrocyte differentiation.